Pelobates cultripes (western spadefoot toad) is the source of this 17616-nucleotide messenger RNA. The record is from the annotation of a GenBank genome assembly. NCBI's taxonomy places the organism in Eukaryota, Metazoa, Chordata, Amphibia, Anura, Pelobatidae.
CCCGUUCCUUGACCCGACACGGAAAUUGUCCCAUGUGAGUACUCGUCGAAACGGACGCGCGUUUUCUGAAUGUUGGAUUUUUAGGUGAGGCCACCUCUGUGCCUCCUAUGAUUUAUCAUGGAGCAGUGUGUUUAUACCAUAGAUAGAGGAAAUCAUACAUUGCAGGGGUGUGGGUGAUAAAGCAGGUGGCUAAGGGUCCAUGGCUACACCAGAGACUGAGGAUUACAUUUUGCCCAUGUGAUGGGGCAAAGCAUCAUGGUAAAUGUAGUUUAAAGCAGCUGAAGUACCAUAUGAUGGCAUCCCUGAGAGAGAUGUGCCAUAUCAAAAAAAAAAAAAAUCCUUUAUAUUAGUUUUGUUACUUCAAAAACUUCAUAACAAAUAUGAGAUCCAAUGCAUAAGUGUUAGAUAUAGAUUAAACUGUUUGAUACAGAUUAAACAAUAAUUAGUGUUGGUUUCAUAUCCUAAAAUUCAGACAAUACAGUAGGUCUCUCUGAAUGAGCUAGAUUGCAGAUACUGGUAUAUCUGAAAUCCUCUCCUCCAUGCCAUAGUGACUGCAGAAUACCGUUUAAUGUAUAAAUAUGUAUGUUAUCUUCAUUGCAGAACAUGACUCAAACUGUGUUACACAUAAAUAUACUGUUUUUCUACAGAUUUUUCUGCCUGUCAAUAUGUGCUCGCUGGGUUUGUUUCCGGCUCCACUGCCUCAUGGUGAACUUACACUGUACGAGUUUAAUAAUGAGAUGGUACCAGGCAUGGUUUAUGAAAGUCCACCCUCAGCCUUUCGUGAUCAGGUAAUUUUAUAACAUUCGUAAUGUCUUUUAUAUUUCUGCAAUAUAACACAAUGCCUUGCUUGUUUGUUUUGUAACUUUAUAGUUAAAGGGACACUUUAUCUUAAUAAAGUGGUUUUGGUGCAUAUACCCUCUCCAUGGUUUGAAGUAUAACAAUCCAGUCUAGAGUUUUUCUGCAUCAGCAUCUGGAAUUCAGAUGUUCAGUUGCAUCCAGAUAGGCUACAAUCCAGUGGAUAUUCAUUUGGAGGCUUUUUUCCCAAAUCUGAACAUUGAUAAAUCUUGUGAACCAUGUCCUGAUGCGGUAGUCUGACUUCCAACUUUUCCUUCCGCUCUAUUUGGGACAUAUUAAAAUGUUUAUACACUUAAAGGAACACCAAAGCAUUAAUAAUGCAGGUUUGUAUCCCUAAUGCUUCAGUGUCCGAGUCCCUUGUUAUAUAGCUCUCCCCCAUGUGUGCAAAAAUGUAAGCUUUUAAAAAAAAAAAAAAAAAAUCUUUAUUUGUACCCUGCUCACAAGCAUGAGAGGUUCGAUAUAGUCAUAAAACAAGGUACACAUACAAUCUUUACAUACUUGUUACAGUGUAUACUGUCACGAGUGGGCUUUUCUUGAGAGGAGGGGGUUUUAUUUUAUGUUGCUUGGUCAGUGUCGAGUGGUCAUAGUUUGGGUCUGGUCAAUAAAGGUCCAUCGUGUGUGCAACGAGUGACGUUAAGCCCUUAGGUAACUAUAGAGACUGCUAAUUAACAAGGUGGAGUAGCUUGGGCCCCUGUAUUUGAGUCGUGUGUGCGGGUUGCGUCCGAGUUGAUCCCGAUGCUAUUGGGGCUGCCUAGAUAACCUGGCGUAAUCUUGGCACUUUGUGUGAUAUUGCGGUUUAGUACACCUCCCAUUUCACUAUUCUUCUAGGAAUUUCUGAUCUCAUCUUGGAGGUGGAGGGGGUUGAGGGAAUACUCCUAUAUGUCAGUAGGGCCUGUUUUGCUAUGUAUGGAGUUACAGAGCAUAGUAAGAACAUAAACAAAAGAACUCUACUUGGAGUAGGAACAUAUGUAACUUGAAACCGCAGGUUGGUAGUCCGAGUGGCCGCUUCUUGGAGGUCGGAGAUGAAGUGGACCUGGUUGUUGUGCGUUAUAUGCAGUGCACGCAGUGAGCGCCAGUGGUAUUUAAUGUGGUGGUUUCUGAGCAGUGUGGUGAAUGGCUGCAGAGUCCUAUGUAUAAAAAGACAUGGCCAUAUUUUCAAAGCUGUAGGUGGCAGACCCUUUGAGAGUUCCUGAACCGAACCACUAGGUUUCGGGGGGCUGUCUCUGGCGCUCUGUGAGGUUUGGGGAUCCGGAAGGCUGACUCGAAGCUGAUGUUUCUGGCCUGUUUAGGUGCCAGUAAGGCUCCGAUGAGCCGCUUUAAAAGGUAUGGGAUUUCCUCAGAUGAGCCGCCUUAGGGUAUAUCUUCUGUGACUCAGCGGAUUUUAAAAUUAUUUCGUCGUCUUGCGUCCUCCAUUGCAGCGUAGCAUUGCUCACGUUUGGCUUGCUGCAGUUUAAGUGCCCGUACCUCUUAUCGGAGCUCUGUGAUUUCUUGUGUUUGGUGUGUGGAGGUUGCCUCCACCGUGUUGAUGGCCUAUGAGAUUUGCGCGCAGCUGAUCUUCGUCCACCUGGAGAGUCCUCUGUAAGUCUCCCAACAUUGUUUUUAAAAUUGCAGUUGUUACCGGUCCCAUGUCUCCUGAACUUGAUGACAACUGUUGAGGUCCCACAAGGGCUAAGCUGCCCGUGGCCUCAUCCUGAAGAAAUCCUCAGAGGAGUCAAGGUAGCCCUCGAGGUCGGCAGCCAUUUUGAGGCCGUACGCGCCUGGCAGAAUAAAUCCCCGAUACUGACCCCUGUCUUGUCUUUGACUUUUGUUUCUUUGUUUUUCUCCCCAUUAUGAUUGUGGGUCGUGGGGUAUAGUUUUUUGGUGUCUGGGAUACAGGAAAGCACCAAUUUUAGCUGUAUAGCCAUGGAGCUCAUCUAACAUGCGUCUGCUUGGUUCUGCCGUCAAGCUCCGCCUCCAAAAUUAAGCUUUUUAAAUUUUUUUAUUUAUAUUUUUCCAGUGACAGGGCUCACUUGGUGCUCCUCUCCAUCUCAACGUAUGUCAUGAUGGAGUCAUGGCCUCGUGAUAAUCCAUUUUUUUUUUCAUAGAGGAGCAUUCUAGACCUGAUGUGUAUGCGUGGCAAACGCAGUGCUCGCUUCCUAACUUCCACAUAGGAAAGCAGUAAAUGAAUGCUUUCAUAUUGGGCUCUGCAAAGUCACAUGACCGAGUUUAACUCUCUUUGCAGCAGAAGCGCGUUCAAUGGCUGUCAGUGUAACAGCCACUGGAGGUGUGUUUAACCCUUCAAGGUAAGCAUUACUAUUUCUUCAAAAUUGCAGUGGUUUAAAUUGAGAGGACCCAAGCCGCUUAAUUUAAAUGUGAUAAUCUCCUAGCCAAGCCAAAGCUUCUAUGGUAAUAAUACUCACAGAAAAAACACUGAAUUAAAUACUUUUCUAUGAGAAUUCCCCCAUCCAUUUUGAGCGAGUGCUUAAAGCAGUGAGCAAGAACUACUGAAUGCAGAAGAAUGACCAAGCAGUUUAUCUGGCAAAUGCAAGUUCCACCCCCGUUCAAAAAACUAUUAUUGAUAGUGGUCCUCAAAGGGUGUUUUCUAUGAUGCACACGUGGCUCACAACUCAUCAGAAGUCGGUGGACCGUAUGUCAAUGGUUGUUGCUGUUAUAUUCUUUUUGACAAUAUUAUCCUUUUGACUCGAGUUUCCACAUAGUGUGUUUUCAAUGUGUUUAACCAAGUAUUAAUCUGUCCAUAAUAAUCAAAAACUCUCUUAUUGCCGUUUCUACUUCUUGUGUUGCAGUUAGUCGAUAUCCAAGAAGUUAUGAUUCCUUUAGAAACAGUAAAGGCUCCUGGUCGCUUUGAACUGAGCAGCAAAGCAGCAUUUAUCCAUCACAGGGAAGGUAUCUUGAAACGCUGUUUAAAUGCAUGGUGAGUACCCUGGCACAGCACCCAGUGCAGACACCAAUCUCUGGUCAGUUAUGACAUUUUUAAAUGUUGUAUUUUCCAGGCAUCAAAUGGGGCUCUCAGGGCUACUAGAAGAGAUGUCCAGUUCUGAGGAGGAAGGUAAAAUGUAUAGUAAACACAAAAUAUCACAAAAACUCAUGCCAUAUUAUAAAGACAGAAAUUCAGCUUGAGAGAUGCGUACAUUUGAAAUCUGUAACUUUAUUUUUUUUAGUGAUCUUUUAAAGACUGUAAUUGUUUAUGUAGGUCUUAUGUUUUGCAUAUAAAUUCAGUUUGUACAUAACGUUUUGCUGCUUGUGUGCACAAUCAGGGUUAUUCUCUAAGCCAGGGGUGGUUAUCCAGGAAAAAUAGAAGCAUUGUAAACCAAAAGCAGCCUCUCUAUCUAGCUAUUUUACCCUAACAUUGACAGUUUAGCCGGUCACUUGAUGAAAUUCCUGGCUUAUUGAAUAAUGAAGUAAUGAUGCAUACAAAGAGAAUGUCGGAUUUGAGUUAUUUAUUUAAAUUGCUUCUUAGUGCCACACAAUCAUACCUGUAUAUUCUUCUUCAGUCACAAGAUUUAUUUUAUAAAGGUAUGCUGUGUAUAAUGCUCUUCCAUUACUUACUUUUCAUGAGCUAGUUACUAAAAUCAAAUUAAUUGUGCUAUAGUGAAUACAUGUAAUCAACUGAUAGCCAAGGCUGCAUUAUUAGACAUUUGAUUUAUCCAUGUGCUGCUUACAAGAAGAAUUCAUUGAGCUCUUAUGGACACUGUACAGGUUUCUUCAUUGCUUCCUUUGACUUGUGAUUGACUUAUUUGAUAUAAUGCUAGAAUUAAUCUGCUAUUAUUUGUACACACAACACCUCAAGCUUUUUUUCCAUUCAAAAAAAUAUACCAUGUAGCAGGGCUUAACAUGCCCACUUCUGUGUUAUAGACAGAUGUAAAAGUUACUCACCCCUGCAAGCCUGGUAGAUAAAUGGCACAGUCACUGGGGGGCAGAGUAUAGAAUAGUAGUCUUGAUAGUCUUAACCUCAACAUCUGAGGAAAGGGAGUUAGGGGUAAUUAUUUCAGAUGAAGGUAGGCAGACAGUGUAAUAGAGCAGCAGGAAAUGCUAGCAGAAUGCUUGGUUGUAUAGGCAGAGAUAUUAGCAGUAGUAAGAGGGAAGUGCUCAUGCCAUUGUACAGAACACUGGUGAGACCUCACUUGGCGUAUUGUACGCAGUACUGGAGACCAUAUUUCCAGAUGGAUAUUGAUACUUUAGAGAGAGUUCAGAGAAGGGCUACAAAACUGGUUCAUGGAUACAAGUAAAGGUUAAAGGAACUUAACAUGUAUAGCUUAGAGAAAAGACAAGACGCAGGGGUGAAGGGGGUGUAUGAUAGAAACAUUUAAAUACAUAAAGGGAAUCAACACAGUAAAGGAGGAGACUAUAUUUAAAAGAAGGAAAAACUACCACAACAAGAGGACAUUGUCUUAAAUUAGAGGGGCAAAGGUUUAAAAAUAAUAUCAGGAAGUAUUACUUUACUGAGAGGGUAGUGGAUGCAUGGAAUAACCUUGGUAGAGGUUAACACAGUAAAGGAGUUUAAGCAUGCGUGGGAUAGGCAUCCUAACUAUAAGAUAAGGCCAGGGACUAAUGAAAGUAUUUAGAAAAUUGGGCAGACUAGAUGGUCCGAAUGGUUCUUAUCUGCCGUCACAUUCUAUGUUUCAUAGAAAGUUCUAACCGUAAGGCAGAAAUGUUGAGCCCUGCCAUUUAGUACAUAUGUAGAAUCAGAUCUAGUAGUAUUUUUAGUGUAUUUGGUGUUUUCAAACAAAUAUAGAUUAGUAAUGAUGAUAUUCAAACUUUUCACUAAUUGGUCAUUUUCUUAUAGCAGUAGUGUGACUAGGACAGGUGUGAGAUAUUGCACCAUCACUUCAUUCCCUUGUAUUCUAUUUUACAGUACCCCCUUUGCUGGUUCGCUUUUCUAGUUGGUCCCUUGCUGUUUGUCGCCUGGCUUCAGCUUUCCAUGGGUCAUUAUUUCCUCAUCUCACCGUAAGUUUUCCUGUUGUGAGUGCACAAAUCAUACUGUUAAUUUUUACAUUUUGAUUGGGUGUUAUUGGGUUGUAAAAUCUGUGUGCGUUGUACUUCACUACUACUCUCUCCCAGAUAACAAUAAUUUUAAUAAAAAACUUGUUUUGGGAAAUGAAUCUUGUAGGGUAUCUUACUUGUUAGAGAUGUUUCCAUCUAGACAACAUGGAAGUUCAGCAUUGCUUAAAAUAAAUUUGAAAUGAUGCACAGCAUUUUAUUUGUAUUCUAAAUCCUUGAUAUUAGUAUAUGCUAACAUAUUACGCAGCCCAAAGUCUAUGCGUGCAGAAUGAGUUGAUCUUUGAUGGAUGGUUUUAAUUAAUUUACAUAAUUGAAUAAUAUACACCUUUUUCUCUCCACAGAUGAAAAGUGAGGAUCUCACAGCAGAAUUUUCUCAGGCUCUUGACUGGUGAGUGCUGCUUUACUAAAGACCAUUAACCUUGCAUUUAAAGAAUUAUUCUAACCACUAUGACUACUUCUGACUACUUCAGUAAUUUAAAAUGGUCAUGGUGGUAGGAUUCUGUAUGUGCAGAAUUACUGCUUAAAAAUGCUGUAUAUCUAGAGUAAUCUAGUUUUGUACCUUAUGCUAGUUAUUGCCCCGUCACACAUGACUUUGAGAGCCCUUAACUCUGUUCGAGCUGCCUAGUGUUAAUUCUAUGCAUAUUUUACAUCUGUCAGCGCACACUGCAUGCUGGCAACAUACGUAGUGAGCUUCAACCCUUGCAGUCAGUGCCUGCAAGGGGAACGGUUAAUUUCGUUAUUUGUGCACUCUGAGCCGGUAAAAUGGCUAUGAGAGGCAUUUAAUUGGACAACGGAGGUGAAGAGUGAUGCAGCCAGACGGGGUGUGAAAGACCUUUGCUCGGCGCUGGAUUACAGGUAAACAUAUAACUUAAUGUCACUGCAUUUUACAUAGACCCUAAAGGAGCAUCGUGUGUGUGUGAUUAAAGUUCGGUAUACAGAGCAGGAAGUAAAAAUGUAUAAAGCAAGUUAACAUCUGAUUUAAAAGUGAAACCAUUUUUUGAAUGAACUGUGUGGCUAUGGAUGGCAGAGAAUUGAUCAUGAGACUGGAUGAUCUAUACACUAAAAUUGCUUCAUAAGGCUAAAGUUGUUUUGAUGACUACAGUAUCCCUUUUAAACAAAUAUAAACAAAACCUAAAAAAAAAAUUGUAAUCUUAUUUCUUCACUUUGUUCUUUUAGGGCUGGCUGCUCACUCCGUGCCUUUGCUUGGCAUCCACAUACCAACAAAUUUGCCCUUGCUCUUCUUGAUGACUCCAUUCGGGUUUAUACUUCAGGAAGGUGAGUGAUGCUUGGAAGACAAACGCUGGCUUGAAAUGACAAAUCUGCUAAAUCUAUCUAUGUAUAGUGGGAUGGAUUGGCACUGUGGAAAACGCAGUAGAAACUAUUUUAGUUCCCUCAGUACCAGUCCAUAUGUCCCAACCUCCUUCUUAUUCCCCAGUGCCUCUCUCUCGGUUAGUUGAACAUUAGCCAUAUUUAAUUUGUAUCCUGUGUAUAUAUACUAGAAUGCAGUAUUCCAUCUCAGCAUAUUUUAUUAUGUUCUCCUUUACAGCCCGACUAUUCCCACAUUAAAGCAUCGACUGCAGAAGGAUGUAGCUAGUAUGGCAUGGAAACCCCUCUGUGCAUCCAUCUUGGCUGUGGCUUGUCAAAGUUGUGUGCUGGUAUGGCAUGUAGACCCUACUUCCCUAUCCACAAGGUAAAUGCUUUUUACUCUCAAGAUUUUUUUAUUUUAUUUUUUAUUUAUUUAUUUUUAGAGCAAAUGAUUUCAAGUGUAUUGCUAAUGUUAUAGUGACAUCUAGUGUUUAGUUUUUAGAUUGCAGAGAGCUUUUUAGUACUACAGUUAAAAAUAUAUAUUGGAUAUUACUGAUGAUAAAAUUCAAAUGUGAGUGUCAAUUGUGGGGAGUGGGAAAGUUUGAGAAUUUAAAUAUACUAGCAGUGACAUGGAACAUUGACCUUUAAAGUUACAUGUAAAGCUUGGUGCAAUCAAAAACAAAUAGUAAUUAAACAUAUUUGACUAUCACUAUUCCAGUGUGAACUAUGCCUUUUUCUUUGUACACUCAGGCCUUCCUCUGGUUGUGCUCAGAUACUCUCACACCCAGGGCACAGUCCUGUCACCAGCGUGUGUUGGUCCCCUAGUGGUAGUGUGUUACUCUCUGCCUCUCCAGUAGACACUGCUAUGUUGGUGAGUAUAAAGGUUCUUUUGCCUUGCUCUCUUCUUAAACACAGAUGUCACCAUACAAAAUGCUUUGCCUUUAAUGCACAGCUUUUGGGAUAACCUCAGCAGAACGCUAGUGAAAAUCAGUUAAACCCUGCUUGCCGUGGAUCGCUUUUAAGUAGAAAUUGGUUUCAAAUGCACACUGUAUUUCAUGCAGGCAGCAUUUUGAUUGCAAAGCAGUAAAGUUCAGGAUGGCCAAAUUCAAUAGAUUACAAAAUCUUUUUUUUUUUUUUUUUUAUCUAAGUAUAUUUACUACACUCUGUUCCAAAUUAUUAUGUAAAUUCUAUUUAAGUGUCACAAAGAUUAACCCCUUAAGGACGGAGGGCGUACUAUUACGCCCUGCAGGAGCCGGCUCUAAACGCCGGCGGGCGUAAUAGUACGCCCUCACUUUAGUGGCCGGCGCUAGUCGCCCGCUGCAGAUCGCGGUCGGGGGGGAUGCGCGGCCCCCCAGGCAACCCCCCCUGUGGCCGAUGACCGCGAUCUGCAGUCACUGAUCGCAGUGACAGGCUGUCACUGCGAUCAGUUUUUAACGUGUGUCAGCCGAUUUCAAAUCGGCUGACACACGUGGCCAGCGGCUACCCCGUACAGAUCGCGGUCGGGGGACUUACCUGGCCCCCCAGGCAGUCCCCCUGGGGUCAGUGACCGCGAUCUGCUAACUCUGAGAUCGCAGUGACAGGCUGUCACUGCGAUCUCAGAGCGCUCUGAUCGCAGUGACAGCCUGUCACUGCGAUCAGUGUUACAUGUGUCAGCCUAUUGGCUGACACAUGUAACUGGCACACAGAUCCCCCUGCAGAUUGGAAGGGGGGAGUGCUUGUACCACCCAGGCACUCCCCCCUGUGGCCAAUUACCCAAUCUGCAGGAGGUGAUCACAGUGACAGGCAGUCACUGUGAUCACUGAUCCUGUGUGUCAGCCAGUGAUGUAAAAUCACUGGCUGACACUGUCUCUGCCCCCUCUCCUGUAAAACAAAUAAAAUAUUAGUUAAAAAAAAAAAAAAUUACAGUUACAUAUAAAAUAUACUUAGAUCAUAUAUAUUAUAUAUAUAUAUAUAUAUAUAUAUAUAUAUAUAUAUAUAUAUAUAUAUAUGAUCUAAGUAUGUAUGUGUAUAUAUAUAUAUAUAUAUAUAAUACACACAUUUACACAUACACGAAGUGUAUUUAAAUAUUAAUAUAUAUAAUUAUUUAUAUAUAUAUUACUAUCAAAUUACACGUAGACUAAUACUGAUUAAAUAUAUAUAUAUAAUUAUUGUUAUAUAUAUAUAUAUAUAUAAUAUAAAAAAAUGUAAAUACGUAAAAAAAAAAUUUAAAAAAUUAAAAAUAAAUAAUAAAAAAAUAUAUAGAUGUUUUGUUAUUUCGUUCUAACUGUAUUGUGAUAUUAAUAUAUAUAUAUAUUUAUAUCAAAAUACACGUAGAACGAAAUAAUAUAUAUAUCUAUAUACAUAAAUAUAUACAUAUAUAUCACUAAAUAUAUACACCUAUAUAUAAAUAAAAAUAUUUUAAAAAAUUAUAUAUAUGUAUAUAUACACAUAUGUAUAUAUAUAUAUACAUAUGUUAAUUCUACACAUAUAUUUAUGUAAUAUUUUUACAUAAUUAGGUAUCCUAAUUAAUUACAAUUAGCGGGACCUGCCUGACAACCCAUGCCGAAAGUAUAGGGAAUUUAAUUUGCUAGCACUAUAUUUAACCCUAUAACUUUCCAAGACACCAUAAAACCUGUAAAUUGGGGGUACUGUUUUACUCGGGAGACUUCGCUGAACACAAAUAUUAGUGUUUCAAAACAGUAAAAUGUAUUACAACAAUGAUAUCGCCAGUAAAAGUGAAGUUUUUUGCAUUUUUCACGCACAAACAGCACUUACACGGAUGAUAUUAUUGCUGCAAUACUUUUUACUGUUUUGAAACACAAAUAUUUGUGUUCAGCGAAGUCUCCCGAGUACAACAGUACCCCUCAUGUACAGGUUUUAUGGUGUUUUCAAAAGUUACAGCGUCAAAUAUAAGGCUUGCGUUUCAGUUUUUUCACAUUAAAAUUCGCCAGAUUGGUUACGUUGCCUUUGAGACCCUAUGGUAGCCCAAGAAUGAAAAUUACCCCUAUGAUGGCAUACCAUUUGCAAUAGUAGACAACCCAAGGUAUUGCAAACAGGGUAUGUCCAGUCUUUUUUAGUAGCCACUUAGUCACAAACACUGGCCAAAAUUGGCAUUUUUUGGCAUUUUUCACACAAACAGAUACUAACGCUAACUUUGGCCAGUGUUUGUGACCAAAUGGCUACUAAAAAAGACUGGACAUACCCCAUUUGCAAUACCUUGGGUUGUCUACUAUUGCAAAUGGUAUGCCAUUAUGGGUGUAAAUUUCAUUCCCGGCUACUAUACAGUCUCAAAGGCAACGUAACCAAUCUGGCGAAUUUCAAUUUCAAAUGUAACGUGCUAUAUUUGACCCUGUAACUUCCCAAAACGCCAUAAAACCUGUACAUAGGGGGUACUGUCUUACACGUGAGACUUUACUGAAUACAAAUAUGUGUAUUUUAUUGCAGUAAAAGCAAACAGUAUUAUGACACUGACCUUUAAAAUGUCAUGUAGAACUAAAAAAUAAAAAAAUAAUUAUUUUCUCCCAUUUUUUUUCAUAUUAAAUUAUGUUUCAUAGCUAAAUAUUUGAUAUUAAAUGAAAGCCCUGUUUCCCCUGAAUAAAAUGAUAUAUAAUAAGGGUGGGUGCAUUUACUAUGAAAGAGGUGUAUUACGGUUGGACAGACAUGUAGCGCAAAUGCCAGGUUUUGUUUACAUUUUGUUUCGUUCACAACGUGUACAUUUGGCUCCGUCCUUAAGGGGUUAAAUAUUUUGUUUUUCAGUUUAACUCAUGGAUGGCAUUGUGUCUCAGGGCUCUUUUGAUCACUGAAAACAAUCUCGCACACCUGUGAUAAUUAGAUUGCCAGGUGAGCCCAAUUUAAGGAAAAACUACUAACGGAGGGUGUUCCACAUUAUUAAGCAGAGCACCAUUUUCAUGCAAUAUGGGGAAGAAAAAGGAUCUCUCUGCUGCUGAAAAGAGUGAAAUAGUUCAAUGCCUUGGACGAGGUAUGAAAACAUUAGAUAUUUCACGAAAACAUAAGCGUCAUCAUAGCACUAUUAAGAGAUUUGUGGCUGAUUCAGAGCACAGACGGGUUCGUGCAGAUAAAGGCACAUUGAGGAAGAUUUCUGCCAGAUCCAUGCAUCGGAUCGAGUGCAGCUGCUAAAAUACCAUUACAUAGCAGCAAACAGAUAUUUGAAGCUGCUGGUGCCUCUGGAGUCCCACGGACAUCAAGGUGUAGAGUCCUCCAGAGUCUUGCAACUGUGCAUAAACCUUCUAUUCGGCCACCACUAACCAAUGCUCACAAGCAGAAACGGCUGCAUUGGGCAGAAAAAGUACAUGAAGACUAAUUUUCAAACAGUCCUGUUCACUGAUGAGUGCUGUGCAACCCUGGAUGGUCCAGAUGGAUGGAGUAGUGGAUGGUUGGUGGACGGCCACCCUGUUCCAACAAGGCUGCGACGUCAGCAAGGCGGUGGUGGAGUCAUGUUUCGGGCCGGAAUCAUAGGAAGAGAGCUGGUCGGCCCCUUUAGGGUCUCCAAAGGUGUAAAGAUGACCUCUGCAAAGUAUGUGGAGUUUCUGACUGACCACUUUCUUCCCUGGUACAGAAGGAAGAACUAUGCUUUCCAUAAUAAAAGCAUCUUCAUGCAUGACAAUGCACCAUCUCAUGCUGCAAAGAAUACAUCUGCAUCAAUGGCUGCUAUGGGGAUUAAAGGAGAGAAAGACAUGGUGUGGCCUCCAUCCUCCCCUGACCUCAAUCCUAUUGAGAACCUUUGCAGCAUCCUCAAGCAGAAGAUCUAUGAGGGUGGGAGGCAGUUUACAUCCAAACAGCAGCUCUGGGAGGCUAUUCUGACAUCUUGCAAACAAAUUCAAGCAGAAACUGUCCAAAAACUCACAAGUUCAAUGGAUGCAAGACUUGUGAAGCUGCUAUCAAAUAAGGGGUCCUAUGUUAAAAUGUAACGUGACCUGUUAAAAUGUUUAAAAAGUCAAACUGUUGUUAUAAGUUUGAUUAAAAUAGCUUUUGAUUUCAGUAAAUAUGCUGCAAACACAACAAAUGACAAUUUUCAGUUCUUUACAACCUAUAAAGUGUUUUGAAACUUACUGUGCGUAAUAAUUUGGAACAGUGCAUUGUGUAAGUUUUUUAUGUUUAAAAAAAUACUGUUAUCAUUAGGAGGUUUGUUCAAUGAAAUUUGAAUUGUACUCCUAAUAGUUGAUAACAUGAGAAUUAUGCUGACUGUUAUUUACAUCAAUUAUUUAGGUAAAUUAGAAAAAAAUAAUUUGCAUAAUAAUUUGGAACAGGGUGUAGCAAUUUGCUUAGCACAAUCGUGUAUAUAUAUUCUGCCGGCCUGACUUGGUGGUAGUUGUAAGGUUAGUCUACAUUAUUUGUCCUCAAGGCACGCCUGUGGUGCAGGUUUUAUCUGCAUUACCAUUGGAACGUAAUUUAAAAAUGCCUAACCACUCGUCGGCAUUAAUUAGUAAAAUGUUGCCUGGGUCUGACUAAGAACCAUAAUCUUUUUUGACUUCUGUAUUUCUCACCUGACUGAAUUACUUAUGGUGUCUGGAAGGCCUUGGCACUGGCUCACACUUCAUUUUCAAAAUGUUUGACACUUAAUGAGGAUCUCUGGGUGCCUGCAGCUUAUCCCCUCUAUGCUUGUGGUGAGCAGUGAUAGGCUGGGAGCAGUCAGUUGAUGAUGUCAGCCAAUCACAAUUGCCCAUUGCUGAUCUGAGUUUGUGUGGUGGGGUGUCUGCCUUAUCUAUAACUUUUCAUUGAGGAUGGGCUGCAGAGAUUCUUUAUUCAGUGUUAGAAUGUUUGAAAACCAAUUUAUGAACAAUUUUAUAUAUGCGUUUGAGUUAAUAAUCAUGACGUUUUGCAGGUUUGGGAUGUCCCCACAGAGAGCUGUGUGCCACUACAGAGAGUUGGUGGAGGAGGGGUGACCUUCCUUUCUUGGUCUCCCGAUGGCAGUAAAGUAUUGGCAGCAACACCAUCUGCUGUCUUUAGGUGAGGGCUGAGACACCUAGUCAUUUAAAUGUAGGGUUGGACGUAUAAAUAUGGGUCAGUCAGUGAUUUUAUUAUUUUUUUUUUUUUAUUUUUUUUUGGGGGGGGGGGGGAUAGGGGGAGGUUUUACAUACAUCAUAUACAAGGUUUAAUUAGACAGGUUUUGUGUCUUGCAGGGUUUGGGAAUCUCAGACGUGGACAUGUGAGCGAUGGCCAACACUUCAGGGUCGCUGCCAGGUAUGUUGUGAAAUAUCUUUGCCAAGUAAUGUUAUAAUUGUGUUUUAUUUUUUUACUUUGUGACAUUGUGUCUAUAUUACAGACUGGAUGCUGGAGCCCAGAUGGCAGCCGCCUGCUUUUUGCAGUUAAGGGAGAAUCUGUGAUAUACAGUUUAUCCUUUACAGUCUGUAAUGGUAAGUAAAAAUUUGAAGAAAAUAAAUGAGAUAUUUAACAUACAAUUGUAAUCAUUAUUAUUAUUAUUCAACCCCCAUUGAAAAUCAGGUUUAUUGUAAAAAUGUAUAGGCUUUCAGCUGUUGGCAAUGAACAAAUUAAACACAAGCAAUUAAGAUGGCUCAACACAACAAAUUCUUCAAGUGGUUUCCCCAAAUUCAGCUGAAUAUGCAACUUAUAAUGACCUCCAGUUUUAAAAUGAUUCAACCUCUUCAUGGCGAGCAGCUUUAGUACUUAGUAGAGCACCCUUUUGCUGUUAUGACCAUGUAACCCCUUUGGUUACGGAGUGAAUGUCAUGGUUAAAAGAUGCUGUAUUACAUGUGAUGGUAGCACUGCAUCAGAGAUUAAACAAUGUCCAUGUUAUAUGUUUGGCAGGACAGAUGCAGGGCUGUGUUGGAGGGAGUCAGAGUGCUACCGUGGUUGCUGAUGUCUCAGAAACAAUAUUUGAGACCGAAAGUGGCGAUAUCAGGUGAGCGCCUAUUAAUCUGAACAACUUUGUAAGAAAAAAUUUACUGCCUCCGUUUCCUUCUAAACAUACAUAUAUCAUCUUUUGCAGAAUUGGGGGAGAGAUACACUCAAUGGCUUGGGAUCCAAGUGGAGAGAGACUUGCUGUCAUACUGAAAGGUCCUCUUCCAUUCUUGUACAUCUUUCAGCAGGACAUUUAUUAAAGGGAUCUUUACAUGUUUUGGAAUAUGCUGAACAUUCUUGUGUAUUAUAGGGAACCCUGAGAGUGAAUCGAACCUGACGUUAAUUGCAGUUUUCAGGACAAGAAAUAGCCCCAUUUUUGAGCUUCUCCCAUGGUAUGUACAAAACCAGCGCUUUGUAUGUGAGUAUCGUUAAAGUGGCUCAGUCAGUUCCCUUUCUCCUAUUGUUUCCUCUUCUCUUCCCCUUUCAGAAUCGAUACUUCAUUUCUGAUCUAUUUCUGUUUAAAACAUAAGACAAAAGAGGGAUUACUUUGUCUUAUGUAUUUUUUCCUACACUUGGCAAUCUUGACAAAUGGGGUGUAAGGCGAGCUUCAUCCUUUGUUAGAUUGACUAAGGAAGGGGAGCUUGCGUUAAACUCCAUCCUUUUGGCACAAUUGUCAAGCGUAGUAGAAAUACAUAAGACAAAGUCCCUUACGUUCUUAUAUUUAAAAAGAAACAGAUCAGAAAUAAAGAAAAAGGUGAGUUUAAAGUGACUGAUCCCGUUUGAUACUAAUUACAUUAAUCUAGUUUGAAAAAAGUCUCAAGUCAAGUUCAACCUUUUAAACACACUGUUUUAUGCCGUUGAUCCGAAAAAAACAACCUGUUUGAAGCAAAUGCCAAUUGUGCCACAAAAAGGGAAGCAAAUCUUACACCGUAAUACAAUAUUAUCUUCUUGAUAUCACCGCAGUGAUGACUCACCUUGACAGGUUAGAUGGUAGUGAAUUUCAUAUCCCAUGAAGAUUAGAAAGACUUUAGACUGGUGGUGGAGAAUUUUGCCAGAUGUAGUUCGCAAGCAUCUAAUGUUGACAAACAAAGCCAUCCGACAUGGAUUGUGCCGUGUACAGUUAAGUUUAGUUUAUUAUAACAUUAGCAAGAGUUUACAUUGAUGGUGUUAGAAGGUUUUACUCUCUCUUGAAAAAGAAAGAUGCAGACUAAUAAUUUGCAAGAUUCAAACUCAUUGUGGUAUGAGGUUAACGGGUGCUCAUUAGGUAUUUAAGGGACUACUAUAGGCACUCAGACCACUUCAGCUCAAUGAAGUUGGCUGGAUGCCAGGUCCAUCUAGGGUUAACCCUGCUGCUGUAAACAUAGCAGUUUCAGAGAAACUGCUAUGUUUACACUAGGGUUAAUCCAGCCUCUAGUGGCUGUCUCAUUGACAGCCGCUAGAGGCGCUUCUCACUGUGAAAAUCACAGUGAAAAGACGCUUACGUCCAUAGGAAAGCAUUGAGAAAUGCUUUCCGAUGGACUGAUUGAAUGCGUGCGCGGCUCGUGCUGCACAUGCGCAUUUGGCGCUGACAUCGGAAGAGGGAGGAGAGUUCCCCAGCGCCGGGGGAGCCCGACGCUGGAGAAGGGUAAUUGUUUAACCCCUUCAGCCCGGCGAGAGUGGGACCCUGAGGGUGUGGGGGACGUAAGGACCGUAUAGUGCCAGGAAAAUGAGUUUGUUUUCCUGGCACUAUAGUGGUCCUUUAAGACCACGUGAGCUUGCAUGGAGUGAUUUCAUGAUAAGCCACCUAGGGCCAUGGUUCACGAUACAGAAAGAGUUCUGGAGGUAAUCUUGGCGUUCAAGGUGUUCUAAUACAUAAUGUAGUUUUAAUGGAGAACAAAGCAUUAAUAUGACUAAUACAGUGUUGCCAAGAUGAAUUUCUGCAGCAGACACAUAAAACACGUAUAUUUGUUUCUGCAGUGGCUUCAUUCAUGGGAAGGAAGGAGAGACUCCACAACUUGUACAGUUUAACCAAUGCUUCAAGAAGGGCGCCUUGCUGUCUACGGUAAAGUGUUUAAAACUAAGGAUUUUAUAUUUACGCAUUUUUACUUUUAAUUUUUUUAGGUUUGGCAUGUUUACUUACACCUUGACAUAUAGUCAUUCUCAUGACUAGUUAUAGAUAAGCUUUUCCUUUGCGUAAGUUGAUUACUGUUUUUUUUGUCUAUCUCCUGCAAUUAGUCCCUUCCCUAUUAUCCAGCCACACAGCUCUAAGCAGUUCGUCUCUAGGCAACAUCUAUGCAAGCUACAAAAUUAGGAUGGAGGUCAUUUGCAUGUAGGUCAUGGUAAUACACCAAGCAGAAGAUAAUGCAAGUGUAAUUUUUUUUAUUUUUGAGAAGUACUAUGCCUGCUAUAGGAAAAACAUUCACUCCUACCCUUUUUAAAUUUAUUCAGAGAACUACCAUGCUGAUGGCUACCCAUUCUCACUACAGCUGCUGCGCAAUCUUUCUGAUGUAGCUCAGCCUUGUAGUCUACCGCAGCUGCAACACUGCUCUUGAUGGCUUAAACCUGUUAAUCAUUUUCCUUGUUUUCUUGUUUUCAGCUGUGGAGCUCUGGCCGUGUCUCACACAUUCCUUUCUACUUUGUGAAUGCUCAGUUCCCACGUUUCAACCCAGAGACCAGCACCGUAUUAGCGGGUAACGCCAACAUCUCCAUCUCAACACCAACACUUUUCACAGAGUCGUGAUUUGCAGGGCGGAUAAUGAACUAUUGUCUUUGACUUGUUUUAACAAUCCAAACACAACACUACGCUGUAUACUGGUUCUUAAAAAGAUGCGCAAAAUGUACGUCUCUGUGUAAAAUGUACCAUAACAAUUAUGGGUGAAGUGAAUUUGAUUACGGUGUGCCUGUUUUAUUCAGUUGCUUAGGAAGACAUUUUUAGAAAUAUAUUUAAUUCUGAAGAGGUCUGUCACUUGACCAAGUUCAAGUGGGAAAUAAAUGUUGUCAAUCUAGUGUAUGGAUACUGGUUACAGUCUGCAGAGGCAGGGUUUAAAGGGCCCUUGCCAUGAAAAUAAAUACUUUGUAAAUAUACUGGGUUUUUUUUGUCUGUUUGCUGACUGAAGUAUAAAUUCAGUGAUAAUUAUAACUUACACCAGCACUAUAAUCCCCAUAAAUGUAUAAACCAGUCGUUGCAGGUCAGUGAUAUGAAGCAAACCAAAUAAUGCUUCUGACUAAAGUUCCACUGCACGUCGUAUUGAUCUUAUACUCAAGGGCAGUCCACUGCCAAAAUGAUGGCAAGUACCCUCUGUGCUAAAGAUAAAGCAGCCCCUGCUGUUCUUAUGAAUUCUGGAAUGGCAUAAAAGCUUAUCACUAGGGUCUCCCAAAGACCCUAGUGUUAAACAAGGCAUGAAUCCCUCUCUUACUGUGCCUAGAAGACUAAUGGCUAAGCCUCACUAAUGAGGCUCUAAUAAAGCCAAAACAAUCAUGUAGGAUUGUAAAUACGUUUGCAGAGGGGACCUCCUGGCAUUUAGGCACCGGGUUGCCUAUGUGACUGGGAUCUGGCUGAUAUCCCAGUGGUAUAGGUCUCCAAUCUAAUGGCACAACUGAGAGCUAGUUACAGAGCUUUUGCUAGUUCUCAUUCAGUUUUUUUGCUCAUAUCACUGAGCCGACCUGGAAGCAGCAUGCACG